This is a messenger RNA of Pediculus humanus corporis (human body louse), 261 nucleotides long. Its product is annotated as multidrug resistance protein 1, 2, putative. Gene Ontology annotation, molecular function: ATPase-coupled transmembrane transporter activity. The record is from RefSeq and is a predicted model, not a curated record. NCBI's taxonomy places the organism in Eukaryota, Metazoa, Arthropoda, Insecta, Psocodea, Pediculidae. The transcript has 2 exons. The coding region runs from base 1 to 261 and encodes 86 amino acids.
AUGGCUGACAAAACAGUUCUCUUGCUGGAUGAAGCGACGUCGGCUUUGGAUAGUCAAAGUGAAAAAGUAGUUCAGGAGGCCUUAGACAAAGCGAGCUUUGGACGCACGUGCAUCGUAAUAGCUCACCGAUUAUCAACAGUUCAAGAUGCUGACGUCAUUGUCGUUAUCAACCGUGGAAGAGAUAUGGAAAUCGGGACACAUUCGGAAUUGAUGUCGAAAAAGGGAUUGUACAGGCAUCUCUACAACCUACAGGGAAAAUGA